UUCAUCUGUUUGCAUUAAUAGGUUCCAGCAAUGGCACUACAGGCACGGAAAGCCUGUUCGCCACUGCACUUAGCAAGCACAUGAGCUUAAAAAUAAACUUUGACAAUGUAGUUCUCUUUGUCCUUUCAGGAAUGGAAAACAUUAUGUACUUCAAAGCAUACUAAGCCUGAUUUUAAAAUCUAGUUGGGAUAUUGUUACCGUGGCAAUUGGGAGGGUCUUCAGGCAGUCCGUGGAGGCUUCGUGGGCAAUAGUGCUCAAGCCACAGACUAGUGAGAGUAAAUGACGCUGGCAAAUCUUAAUAUGCUCCUUCACGAGGAAGAAACGUCUGUCUUUUAAGCUCCCUGGAACAACCGGGAUCUAGUUCCUCAUUUCAAUCAGGAAAUCUCUUUCUGAACCAAACUGCUAAGACAGAGUUAUUGGAGUAGCACAUUUUACUGGCGUACAGCAGCGUUGGUUCAUUUUGGAGUGUUUUUGGACAGGAAAUCGAUCUACAGGGUAACUUUCACACAAGAAAGGAAACAGUAUGGGACGAUGGCUUGUUAGUACAAGUGACUCUGUUUUGGAUAUUACGGACAAGAAACCUUGGUGGAAGAACGGCAUUCAAGAUCACAAGCAUGAUGACUCCUGAUGAAAACAUCCCCAAAUGAUGAACCCACAAGCAAAAAGGAACUUCUACUUGGCGGCACCUGACUUGCUGGACCCUAAAUCUGCCGCUCAGAACUCCAAACCGAGGCUCUCGUUUUCCACGAAACCCACAGUGCUUGCUUCCCGGGUGGAGAGUGACACGACCAUUAAUGUUAUGAAAUGGAAGACGGUCUCCACGAUUUUCCUGGUGGUUGUCCUCUAUCUGAUCAUCGGAGCCACCGUGUUCAAAACCUUGGAGCAGCCUCAUGAGAUUUCACAGAGGACCACCAUUGUGAUCCAGAAGCAAACAUUCAUUUCCCAACACUCCUGUGUCAAUUCGACUGAGCUGGACGAACUCAUCCAGCAAAUAGUGGCAGCAAUAAAUGCAGGGAUUAUACCUUUAGGAAACACCUCCAAUCAAAUCAGUCACUGGGAUUUGGGAAGUUCCUUCUUCUUUGCUGGCACUGUUAUAACAACUAUAGGAUUUGGAAAUAUCUCACCACGCACAGAAGGGGGAAAAAUAUUCUGUAUCAUCUAUGCCUUACUGGGAAUUCCCCUUUUUGGUUUUUUGUUGGCUGGAGUUGGUGAUCAACUAGGGACCAUAUUUGGAAAAGGAAUUGCAAAAGUGGAAGAUACAUUUAUUAAGUGGAAUGUUAGUCAGACCAAGAUUCGCAUCAUCUCAACGAUCAUCUUUAUACUGUUUGGCUGCGUACUCUUUGUUGCCCUGCCCGCGAUCAUAUUCAAGCACAUAGAAGGCUGGAGUGCCCUGGAUGCCAUUUAUUUUGUGGUCAUCACUCUAACCACCAUUGGAUUUGGUGACUACGUGGCAGGUGGAUCAGAUAUUGAAUACCUGGACUUCUACAAGCCUGUCGUCUGGUUUUGGAUCCUGGUAGGACUUGCCUACUUUGCUGCUGUCCUCAGCAUGAUCGGAGACUGGCUCCGAGUGAUCUCCAAAAAGACAAAGGAAGAGGUGGGAGAGUUCAGAGCCCAUGCCGCUGAGUGGACGGCCAACGUCACGGCCGAGUUCAAGGAGACCAGGAGGCGCCUGAGUGUGGAGAUCUAUGACAAGUUCCAGCGCGCCACCUCCAUCAAGCGGAAGCUGUCCGCGGAGCUUGCAGGCAACCACAACCAAGAGCUGACCCCUUGCAGGAGGACCCUGUCUGUGAAUCACCUCGCCAGCGAGAGGGAUGUCUUGCCUCCCUUACUGAAAACUGAGAGUAUCUAUUUGAACGGACUGACGCCACACUGUGCAGGCGAGGAAAUUGCUGUUAUCGAGAACAUUAAAUAACCCUCUCUUUGAAGAACCUUAGGCAUAGCCAUAGGUGAGGACUUUUAUAUGCUCUUUAUGACUGUUGCUGGUAGCAUUUUUUAAAUUGUGCAUGAGCUCCAAAGGGGGGGAAAAUAAUAGAUAACACCCAUCACGGCCAUCUACCAUCGAGAGAAUUUGGAAUUCUGAGCCAGCACUAUCUUUUCGAUGAUGCUUGUUGAGCGGUCCACUUUCCUCGGCAAGUGGAAUGAAACAAGCAAUGUCUGAUGCCUUUUUGUGCCCAGACUGUUUUCCUCCCUCUUUUCGUAACGUGCCAUAAGGCCUCAGAAUGAAUUCUAAUUGUUUCUGGUAAUCAUGUAGCUUCGAGGGAUCAGUCCUUAACUUUUCAGGGUCUAACUAACUGAGCCUAGAUACGGACCAUUUAUGGAUGACGACGUUUCUUUUUGUAAAUGGCAAGAGAUUCUUAUGCAGCCUUUUACCUAAGAAAUUUUCUGUCAGUGCCUUAUCUUCCGAAGAAACAGAACCUCUCUAGCUAAUGUGUGGUUUCUCCUUCCCAGCCCCACCCCUAGGCUCACCUCUGCAACCCUUUAUCCCACAACUCCCGUUCGAACACCAUACCUUGCUGGGAACAGUGUGUACACUGAAAUGAUGAUGCCCGAAGAAGGAAUAGAUGCCAAAUUAGAUGGACAUUGAAGCAACACUCAGAAAUUCUAGCGUUAAAGGCACUGCAAAGAAAUGAGGUGCACAGACAGUCCCAUAUACACAGUGUAAUUAUUUCCAACGUGGUAAAAUUGGCUGCUCCAAAGAGUCCCUUUUUUUUUCCUGGCAGUAUUUGGAUGUUAUCAUUCAUUCAUCACUACACCUUAAAAGGCAGAAGCAGAAGGGGAAAAAAUAUAUAUACAUAUAUAUAUAAUGCUAUAUAUAUAUAUAUAUAUAUAUAUAUAUACACACACACACACGCUCUGACAGAAGAAAAGCUGUUAAACACGGAUCUUACUGGAGGUGAUUUAAGACAACUGGUGUGAAUUACCAUUCUGAAGAAAAGAAGAUAGCACAAUAAUGUGUUAAACCAUUUGCUAAUAAACAUUAUACUGCCAGCACCUAUUUGCUUUUGUGAUGUGGAAGACUUACCCGAUGUUCCUUUCCCUGGGUGACUUUUGCCAGACGGGAGGUGAUGCUAUAGUUGGAGUUGGGCACAGCCUCGCCUUGUGUGGGUGUCCCCCUGGAGCUGUGACUGAGCAUGAGAGCAGAAGUUAAAACUGGGAUCACUGUGAUAUUGCACAUGGGAAAAAACGCAGACUGCAGGCAUAAUUCAUUUUGACAUUAGAGAAAAAGCUAUUCUAGCACAAUUUAAAUCUUGAGAGUUUUUUGGGUUUUGUUUUUUGGUUUUUUUAGAUAGAAAAGGCUGAUAACCCUUUUUAGUUGAGUUUUAUAUCCUGUAACUCUUUGGAUGUUUCCAAGAUUCAGAAGAAAGUCAUUAAAGGCACCUAGUAGAUUGCUACUCUCUUUUAUUUUCAUACUUAGAUCUGCUGUACUUUGUAUAUAUAAUUUUUCAAAUGCAGAAAGAAGACAACUUCCCCAAAUAGAACUGCAAACAUUUCUUUUAUCCGGGGGGGCGAGGGUGGUAGAAAUAUCUGAAUAAGUGGCAUUCAGAUUAGGGACUUAAAAAAUAAACUGAGGAUCUUUAAAACAAAAACAAAAAUCAUCUAAAUAGAUGCUUAUUUUCCAAAAUUUAAAUUUAAGCUAGAAAUGUAAAUAUUCAGUUAACUUGUUGAAGGUACUUUUAUAAACAAAAAAAUUCUAACCAAAAUUUUAGAAAGUGAGGCUCUUUUAGAAAGAAAGCAACACCCAUUUCUUCGAUAACUGUUAAAGUUCAUAUGGUGAAAUGCACCAUGUAUAAACUGUGAAUUGUAUUGACAAAUAAAGUUUGUAAUUAAAGUCA
Messenger RNA from Mustela lutreola (European mink), 3833 nucleotides. RefSeq names its product potassium two pore domain channel subfamily K member 2 (gene KCNK2). NCBI's taxonomy places the organism in Eukaryota, Metazoa, Chordata, Mammalia, Carnivora, Mustelidae. The record is from RefSeq and is a predicted model, not a curated record. Gene Ontology annotation, molecular function: outward rectifier potassium channel activity; potassium ion leak channel activity. Gene Ontology annotation, biological process: potassium ion transmembrane transport; stabilization of membrane potential. The coding region runs from base 644 to 1912 and encodes 422 amino acids. The transcript has 7 exons. Gene Ontology annotation, cellular component: membrane.